Fraxinus pennsylvanica is the source of this 1059-nucleotide messenger RNA. NCBI's taxonomy places the organism in Eukaryota, Viridiplantae, Streptophyta, Magnoliopsida, Lamiales, Oleaceae. The record is from the annotation of a GenBank genome assembly.
AUGUUUCCCAGAUUGAUUCAACCCCGAGAAACCAUUUUAAGCCAAGAAAACAUUCAGGGGCCUAAUAUUAGUGGUGGGUUUAGCCAAAGGGGUUCUGCGGGGGACCCAUGUUUGGUCCUUACUUCUGACCCAAAACCUCGUCUGAGAUGGACAGCUGACCUCCAUGAACGCUUUGUUGAUGCUGUUACUCAACUUGGUGGCGCCAGCAAAGCUACCCCAAAGGCUAUAAUGCGAACAAUGGCUGUUAAGGGAUUGACUCUAUUUCAUUUGAAGAGUCACCUCCAGAAAUAUAGACUAGGUAAGCAAUCCGGGAAAGAUUUUGGUGACUCUUCAAAAGAAGGACUGUCGGGUUCAUACCUUUUGGAUAGCCCUUGCGCCAGCAAUUCUCAAAACUUGCCGGCUUCCGAUGUAAUUGAGGGUUAUGAAGUCAAGGAAGCAUUGAGAGCUCAAAUGGAAGUUGAAAGUAAACUACACCUGCAAGUUGAAGCUGAAAAGCAUUUGCAGAUUCGGCAGGAUGCUGAGAAGAGGUACAUGGCUAUGUUGGAAAGAGCUUGCAAGAUGCUUGCUGAUCAAAUUAUUGGAGAUACAAACAAAGAUGUAAAGAAUUUUCCUGAAAAAGGAACGAAGACACAACCUAGUACUGUGCGUAAUCCAUUUGGAUCAUACAGUUCACACUCUGCUGAUGAGUUAGGUAUCCAUGGCCCUGAAGUAGUAUCUCCUAGAUUUCAUCAGCAGCGUGCUGAUUGUUCGACUGAAAGCUGCCUUACCUCUCAUGGGAGUCCUAUAGGCUUGCCCGUAGAUGGGUCUUCACCUGGAGGAAAGAAACGAGUGCUAAACAUGGAUUCAACAAAUGCACCUCUCAUGUGGGGUGACUCUGAUUUACGUACCCCGGAUUUGCAUGCGGUACAAGUUAACUCCCGUGGAAUUACUGGGCACAAUGCCAUUACCUUUUUCACGCAAGCUCAAGGAUUUGGAGGAUUGCGGCUGGAAUUUCAUAGAUCUGGAUUAAUGAAAUAUGUAUCAACCAAAGGGUGUUCCUACCUCAAGCUUAGUCCAUAG